Brassica napus (rape) is the source of this 1957-nucleotide messenger RNA. RefSeq names its product bromodomain-containing protein 4-like. The transcript is spliced from 8 exons. Lineage: Eukaryota; Viridiplantae; Streptophyta; Magnoliopsida; Brassicales; Brassicaceae. Gene Ontology annotation, molecular function: protein binding. The record is from RefSeq and is a predicted model, not a curated record. Bases 203 to 1822 code for a protein of 539 amino acids.
GUCUAAUAAGCGACGCUCGAAGAAUUACGAGUCGAAAGUCGAAAGCGCGGUCUCGUCGAGUUCUAUUAAAAGUUUGUUUGGUAAAAAUCUCUGUUUCCCUCCAACUUUUUGAAUCUCUCCCUCUUCCUCUUCCCCCGCAAGAUUCUCUGCUCUGCUGGUUUGCCCUAGAUCUAGUGUUUAGAGUCUCUCGCUCGUAGCUGUGAUGAAGCGUAAGGGAGGACAUAAGAAAGGGAACAAGUCUAAAAAGUCCACCGAACCAGAGACUUUGAAUGAGUCUGUUCAAAACAGCGACUCUGAGCAAAGUUCGGGUGAGUGUGAGAAGAGUAAAACGGAGGUUGAUGCACCUGACAGUUCACCUAGUGUAGAUCCGGUUAAGUCUGUGGGGCGUGUUAAGGUUAAACUGAAGACCUCCUCCAAAGCACUUGAACCUGAUGUUCCCUUGACUACUCCUCAAAAAGAGGAUCCUGUUCCUCCUCGUUUGCCUGAGCGAAAACCAGUUCUCAACGUUUAUAGGAAGAUGAAAGGUAUUAAGAUCAAGUCCUGGAAGGCGGUUGAUGGGUCUAGCUCUGUUUCUGAGAAGCCCCUAGAUGCAGUUGAUAAGGAGACGAAGACGCCUGAUGAGACUUCUCAAGUCAAGAAGCUUGAACCUGAUAGUGCACCCGUUUCUUCUCAGAAGAAGACUGAUAACAAUAAGCAAGAACUGGAAGAUUCUCUUACGGUGGUCAAGAAGAUUAUGAAGAUGGAAGCUGCUGAUCCCUUUAAUGUUCCUGUCGACCCAGAAGCUCUUGGGAUUCCUGACUAUUUCGAUAUCAUCAAGACACCUAUGGAUUUUGGAACAGUAUGCAGUAAUCUUGAAAAAGGCAACGUAUACAUGAAUUCUGAGGAUGUUUACAAGGAUGUCCAGUACAUCUGGAAUAACUGUUCCAAGUACAAUAAGAAAGGCGAUUAUAUCGUCGACCUGAUGAAGCGAGUCAAGAAAAAUUUCAUGAAGUACUGGGCUGCCGCCGGAUUGUAUACUGAGCAAUCUGCAGAGAAUGCUCAAGUAGAGGAUGGUGGAAAUGCAUCCUCCAAAGGUAGUCAAUCCAAGCAGAAGAGCCAGAAGCGCCAUGGAAGGCAUCACAAGAGUGAUUGCAUGUGUGCGGUAUGUAUUUUGAAGAGACGUAAAAGAGAACGUCACAGUUCUCAAGGAAAUUCUGGAGCAGUAGAGGAAUCUUCACCUGUGAGAAGUCCGUCUGUGGAUAAUUCAUCUAUUAAUAUGCGUGAGGAGCAGGACAUGGAUGUUGAUGUCGACAACAAAACAAGACAAGGAAAAGCAGAAAUCGUGGAACUAGAUAGUCCAGUGGCAAAAAGACAAAGAGUUGGUGAAUAUAAAAAACAAAAUGUGGAGGGAGAGGAGACCCUUGAGGUGGAGACUGAAACUAAAACUAAACCUACUGUCGAGGAUAAGACUCAAUCGAUUGAUAGAUCGACAGAAGAGACUGGUGACGAGCCCGUGACUAGUGCUGCCGAGAAAUUGGCUGUUUUAGCUUCUGUUGAAGGCCCAAAAUCAACUCAGAAUGAAGAGGAAGACAAGGCAAAACGACUCCGGGAGCAGAAGGAGCUGCAGGAGUUAGAGCGUAAACAAUGGAGAGCUAAGAUGCAUGAGAAGUUCCAACUCAGAAACCCUCAGCUGCUAAAUCUUUGCGAGACUAUCUUUCCUAAAAGCAACAAUCAAAGUUCUGUCUGGAACGGACCUCACUCACUGUUUAAACGUCCAGAAGGCUCAAAUCGUACUAGUUCCUUGCACAAAGCAGUGGAAGCCUUGAUGAGAAGUAGUAGUUAAGGAUUCACAAUGUAACAUAAGUAUUUAGCUAUCGUUCUUCGCUUUGCCUGUUUAGAUAUGUUUGAUUGAUACAUCAAAUGUCAAACACCAUAAGAUUCUUUUCACUGAAAGCAGAAACAUCAAUUUGUUCAUGAA